AUGAGGCUCCCAAUCCUGUUAGCUGCCCUGCUCUGGUUCCGGGGUUUUCUGGCAGAGGAGGAAGCAUGCCCCUCCCUGGAAGGGAGUCCAGGCAGGGAGAGUGCAGGCCCACCCCUGAACGUGAACAUCACCAGCCAGGGGAGACCUACUAGCCUCUUUCUGAGCUGGGCAGCCCAGGAGCCAGGCGGAUUCACCCAUGCCCUCCGCCUCACACGUCUGAGCCCCCUCAGCUCUCCUGAAGGGCAGCAGCUCCAGGCCCACACCAAUGCAUCCAGCUUUAAGUUCCAAGAUCUGGUGUCAGGGGGUCGCUACCAGCUGGAAGUGACGGCCCCGCGACCCUGUGGGCAGAAUGUCACCAUCACCCUCACUGCUCGCACUGUAUGAGCCCCGUCAACUGUCCAUGGACUGCAGCUCCAUUCCGGGAGCCCAUCCAGCCUGGAGGCCUCAUGGGGUGAUGCCCCCGGGGAGCAGGAUGGCUACUGCCUUCUCCUCUACCACCUAGAAUCCCAGACAUUGGCACAUAAUAUCUCCAUGCCCCUGGGCACCCUGUCCUACAAUUUUGGCAACCUCUUGCCAGGUAUUGAGUAUAUUUUGGAAGUUAACACCUGGGCUGGCAACCUCCAAGCAAAAACCAGCCUCCAUCAGUGGACAGCCCCUGUGUCUCCAGAUCACCUGGUACUGCAUACCCUGGGCACCAGUGCCUUGCAAGCCUCCUGGAACGGCUCCAAGGGGGCUGCCUGGCUCCACUUGGUGCUCACAGACCUCCUAGGUGGCACCAAUCUGACUGCAGUAUUCAGACGGGGAGUCUCCCAUCACAUCUCCCUUCACCUGUCUCAGGGCCCCCCCUAUGAGCUGACGCUCAGUGCUGCUGCCAGGCCCCAUCGGGCAGUGGGGCCCAAUGCCACAGAGUGGACCUAUCCCUCUGCCCCCCCUCGACCUGGUUUGACUCCCCUGCCCGCCAAGCUCUGGGCAAGCUGGAAGGUAGGGCCAGGUGUGCAGGAUGGCUUCCUGCUGAAGUUAAGUGGGCCAGUGGAGAAGAAUAUCACUCUAGGCCCUGAGGCCCACAAUGUCACAUUCCCAGGGCCCCUGCCCACUGGGCACUGUGCUUGUGCUCUGGAGCUGAAGGUCCUAGCGGGGCCAUAUGACGCCUGGGCCCAGGCCAGUGCCUGGCUGGACGAUUCCGCAGCCAAGUCCAGACAAGGCAGUGGUGCCAAGUGGCAGCUGGAUGGGCUGGAGGCCUCCAAGGAGCCUGGGAGACGGGCCCUGCUCUACACAGAGGGAAACCCGGGCCUCCUUGGAAACAUCUCUGUGCCACCUGGUGCCACCUACAUCACCUUCUAUGGGCCAGUGCUUGGGGCCCACUACUGUGUGGACAUUGCCUCAUCUCUGGGAAUCAUCACCCAGAGCCUCAUGGGCCACACAGGUCCCCUGGCUCCACAGUCCCUGGAGGUUAUCAGCAGGGGCGGCCCCUCUGACCUGGCCAUUGUCUAGGCCCCAGCACCAGGACAGCGGGAAGGCUACAGGGUCGCUUGGCACCAGGAGGGCAACCAGAGGUCACCGGGCAGUCUUGUUGACUUGGGCCCGGACAAUUCCAGCCUGACUCUGAGGAGUCUGGUGCCCGGCUCCUCCUAUGCCAUGUCAGUGUGGGCCUGGGCGGAGAACCUUGGCUCCAGCAUCCAGAAGAUCCACCCCUGUACUUUCCCUGCUCCUCCUGCCACCUUGAGCCUGAACCUUGCCACCCAGCCUCCUGCCCUGAAGGCUUCCUGGAGUCCCCCACCAGUAGGGAGGGAUGGCUUCCAGGUACAGCUUUAUAGCCUGAGGCCUCUGACUCUGGAAAGGGUGGAGACUCUGGCCGCAGAGGUCCAGAACUUCUCCUGGGCCUAGCUGUCACCGGGCACUGAGUUCCUGGUGCAGCUGACCACCCUGCAGGGGCUGGAUCAGAGCAGCAGCACCAACGCCACAGGCUGGACAGGCCCGCUUGCCCCUCCUCUGGUAAAUGUGACGAGUGAAGGUCCCACCCAGCUCUGGGCAUCCUGGGUCCAUGCCCCCAGGGGCCGAGACAGCUACCCAGUGACCCUGUACCAGGCAGGCACCCAGGCAGGCACCAGCGCCGUCGGAGCCAAGGUGGCCAGCACAAGCUUUUCGAGUCUGACUCCAGGCAUGAAGUACGAGGUGGAAGGCACGCAGGCUGGGCCCCACCACACUGCAACAGCCAACACCUCUGGCUGGACCCCCCUGCACACACCCAGUGAGUUGGUGUCCAUGCAUGCAAGCACCGCUGUGGUCAACCCGGCCUGGGCCAGCAGCACCUUGGGGCAGGGGAUGUGCUACACCCAACUCUCAGAGGCGGGGCACCUCCCCUGGGAGCACCCCCUAGUGCCAGGCCAAGCCCACCUCAUCCUGAGGGGCCUCACACCUGGAUGCAACCUCUCCCUGUCAGUGCUGUGCCAGGCAGGGCCGCUGCAGGUGUCCACUCAGCGCGUGGUACUGCUUGUUGAGCCUGGCCCUGUGGAGGAUGUGCAGUGCCAGCCUGAGGCCACCUUCCUGGCUCUGAACUGGACGGUGCCCGCCAGGGAUGUGGGCACCUGUCUGGUGGUGGCAGAGCAGCUGGUGGCAGGAGGGAAUGCUCACCUUGUGUUCCAGGCCAACACCUCCAAAAAUGCAGUCCUGUUGCCCAACCUGGUGCCUGUCACUUCCUACCGCCUCAGCCUCGCCGUGCUGGGCAGGAACGGUCUGUGGAGUCGGGCGGUCACUCUGGCAUGUUCCACUUCUGUCGAGGCCUGGCAUCCCCCAGCGUUAGCCCCGGCCCCUGAGCUGGAGCCUGGGACAGAAAUGGGAGUGAUGAUCCCGCGGGGUAUGUUUGGCAAGGAUGAUGGGUAGAUCCGGUGGUACGGCAUCAUUGCCACCACCAACAUGUCACUCCCUCAGCCUUCCUGGGAAGCCAUCAACCACAUGUGGCAUGACCACUACUACAGAGGACAUGACUCCUACCUGGCCAUCCCGCUCCCCAACCCCUUCUACCCGGAUCCCUGGGCUGUGCCGAGAUCCUGGACAGUGCCUGUGGGUACAGAGGACUGUGGCCACACCAAAGAGAUAUGCAACGGGCAGCUCAAGCUAGGUUCCCAGUAUAGGUUCAGCGUUGCAGCCUUUACCAGAUACAGCCCUCCUGAGACCAUUAACUCCUUCUCAGCCUUCUCAGAGCCCCGGGCCGGUGUCUCCCCCGCAUCAGUGCCCCUGCCGGUAGUGGAGGGCCUCGUGGUGGGCCGUGUCCUCACCAUCUGUGCUGUGCUGGGCCUGCUGUGCUGGAGGCGGGUGAAGGGGCAGAGGGCAGGGAAGAAUCCAUUUUCCCAAGAGCUGACAGCUUACAACCUGCAGUGAUGGACCCACCGGCCCAUCCCUAUCCACAGCUUCAGGCAGAGCUAUGAGGCCAAGAGUGCUCACGCACACCAGGCUUUCUUUUUGGAAUUCGAGGAGCUGAAGGAGGUGGGCAAGGAGCAGCCCAGACUGGAGGCUGAGUACGCUGCCAACACCACCAAGAACCAUUACCCACAUGUGCUACCCUACGACCACUCCAGGGUCAGGCUGACCCAGCUGGAGGGAGAGCCUCAUUCUGACUACAUCAACGCCAACUUCAUCCCAGGCUACACCGCCCACCCACAGGAAUUCAUUGCCUCUCAGGGGCCUCUCAAGAAAACGCUGGAGAACUUCUGGCGGCUGGUGCGGGAGUAGCAGGUCCGCAUCAUCAUCAUGCUGACCGUCGGCAUGGAGAACGAGAGGGUGCUGUGUGAGCAUUACUGGCUGACCGACUCUACCCCGGUCACCCAUGAUCACAUCACCAUCCACCUCCUAGCCGAGAAGGCUGAGGAUGAGUGGACCAAGCGGGAAUUCCAGCUGCAGCACGUUGUCCAGCAACAGCAGCGGAGGGUGGAGCAACUGCAAUUCACCACCUGACCCGACCACAGCAUCCUUGAGGCCCCCAGCUCCCUGCUCACCUUUAUGGAGCUGGUACAGGAACAGGCAAGGGCCAUCCAGGGCAUGGGACCCAUCCCGGUGCACUGCAGGAGGGCAGGUGAUGCGGGCAUGGGCCAGACGGGCACCUUCGUGGCCCUGUUGAGGCUGCGGCAGCAGCUGGAGGAGGAGCAGAUGGUAGACGUGUUCCAUGCUGUGUAUGCAUUCUGGAUGCACGGGCCCCUCAUGAUCCAGACCCUGAGCCAGUACGUCUUCCCGCACAGCUGCCUACUGAACAAGAUUCUGGAAGAGCCCUUCAACAUCUCUGAGUCUUGGCCCAUCUCUGUGAUGAACUUCGCACAGGCGUGUGCCAAGAGGGCAGCCAAUGCCAACGCUGGCUUCUUGAAGGAGUACGAGCUCUUGCUGCAGGCCAUCAAGGACAAGGCUGGCUCUUCUGCACCCCUGCCUGGCUAUGAGCAGGACAGCCCCGUCUCCUAUGACUGUUCUCAGGGGCAGUUUUCUCCAGUGUAGGAGAACCCCCCUGACGACAUGCCUGAAGCCUGGCUCUUCCCUGGUGGGCCCUCUGGCUGUGAUCAUAUGGUGCUGACUGGCCUCGCAGGGCCAGAGGAGCUCUGGGAGCUGGUGUGGCAGCACGGGGCUCAUGUGCUUGUCUCUCUGUGCCCACCCGAUGCCAUGGAGAAGCCACAGGAAUUCUGGCCAAUGGAGAUGCAGCCCAUAGUCACAGACAUGGUGACGGUGCACUGGGUGGCCGAGAGCAGCACAGUGGGCUGGCUUUGUACCCUCUUCAGGGUCACACAUGGGGAGAGCAGGAAGGAAAGGGAGGUGCAGAGACUGCAGUUGCCAUACCUGGAGCCUGGGCAUGAGCUGCCCGCCACCACCCUGCUGCCCUUCCUGGCUGCUGUGGGCCAGUGCUGCUCUCGGGGCAACAGCAAGAAGCUGGGCACACUGCUCAGCCACUCCAGCAAGGGUGCGACCCAGCUGGGCACCUUCCUGGCCAUGGAGCAGCUGCUGCAGCAGGCAGGGUCUGAGUGCACCAUGGAUGUCUUUAACGUGGCCCUGCAGCAGUCUCAGGCCUGUGACCUUAUGACCCCAACGCUGAAGCAGUAUAUCUACCUCUACAACUGUCUGAACAGCGCGCUGGCAGACGGGCUGCCCCUGAGUCGGCACUGGUCACUGCGCGGGAGAGGUUUGUGCCCUGUGGGAUGGGGACAGCAUUCCUGACACAUCCACGUGGGCCUGGGCUCCCCGGAAGGGCAGCCUCCACUGGGCCCUGUGCUGCGAAGGUAAAGGG
Gorilla gorilla gorilla (western lowland gorilla) is the source of this 5260-nucleotide messenger RNA. RefSeq names its product receptor-type tyrosine-protein phosphatase V-like. Lineage: Eukaryota; Metazoa; Chordata; Mammalia; Primates; Hominidae. The record is from RefSeq and is a predicted model, not a curated record. Gene Ontology annotation, molecular function: protein binding; protein tyrosine phosphatase activity. Gene Ontology annotation, biological process: peptidyl-tyrosine dephosphorylation involved in inactivation of protein kinase activity. Gene Ontology annotation, cellular component: signaling receptor complex.